This is a messenger RNA of Cornus florida, 2222 nucleotides long. RefSeq lists its product as uncharacterized. The transcript is spliced from 2 exons. Lineage: Eukaryota; Viridiplantae; Streptophyta; Magnoliopsida; Cornales; Cornaceae. Gene Ontology annotation, cellular component: chloroplast. Gene Ontology annotation, biological process: chloroplast organization; regulation of DNA-templated transcription. Gene Ontology annotation, molecular function: double-stranded DNA binding. The record is from RefSeq and is a predicted model, not a curated record. Bases 121 to 1272 code for a protein of 383 amino acids.
GAGCUCAUCGUCAUCACGACCCUAGAGAAGAAGGGGAUCGUCUAUGGUGGUCCAAGAGCAUCGAAGAGAUUAAGGAUCGGGUGAGUUUCUCAUAACAGUGUCUAUAACCUUUCAACUCCAAUGAUUUAUAUUUACAGUAAAACACUAGGUCAUUUUAGAUGCUCUUCUCUUUUACGUUCAACAAUACAAAAGUUGUAUGCCCUUCAAACCCAUCAACUGUCUUCGUCUCUCAAAUCCAUCUCUACUUCCACAAAUCAACACUCAUUUACAGUCAAUUACCUCAUCAAUUCAUGUGGGUUGAGUCCAAAAACUGCUAUUUCAGCUUCCAAGAAAAUCAAUUUUAAAACCGUAGACAACCCAGAUUGUGUUCUCAAUUUUUUCAAGAACCACGGAUUCAGCAAAACCCAGAUCUCAGAUAUCAUGAGGAAAAGCCCAAAACUUCUCUUAUCGGAUCCCAAUAAAACCCUUUUGCCCAAAUUCCAGUUCUUUUACUCUACUGGCCUUUGCAGAACUGAGCUCGCGAAGAUGGUAUCCAAUCACCCAUUUAUAUUGCACCGGAGCUUGGAGAACCAUAUCAUCCCAUCUUUAACUUUGUUCAUAAAUUUACUUCAUCCAGAUGAUAAGUUUAUCACGGCCGUUAAACGAUUUCCUAUGAUUAUAAAGGGCUAUCGCAGUGCUACUACAUUCUCCAACAUUGAAAUUUUGAGACAACAUGGCGUGCCAGAUUCGAACAUUGUGUACCUAAUUACUGCUCGUGGUAGUUUACUCAACUUAAACCCUGAUAGAUUAAAUGAGGUAGUGGAGGAUGUUAAGAAAAUGGGUUUCAACCCUUCGAAAUUACAGUUUGCUAUAGCGGUUCAGGCAUUGAAGUGGAUGAGCAAAGCAACAUUGAAAAGGAAGAUGGAGGUUUAUGAGAAGUGGGGUUGGUCUGAGGAAGAAACAAUGUUGGCUUUUACAAAAUAUCCGUGGUGUAUGACGACAUCCGAGGAGAAGAUAAUGGCGGUGUUGAAUUUUUUUGUCAACACGAUGGGUUGGAAUCCUUCCCAAAUUGCCCAUCAUCCGGAAUUACUGUCACUGAGCUUGGGUAAGAGGAUAAUUCCCAGGUGUUCGGUACUUCAAGUUCUGUUGUCGAAAGGUUUGAUUAAGGAACCCGUUAGUCAACGGACAUUGUUGAGGUCCAGAGAGAGUUUGUUCCUCAAGACGUUUGUAACCUGUUAUGAGGAAGCUCCUCAGUUGUUGAAACUAUAUCAAGGAAAAUUGGACCUAAGAUAGCCAUUUCAAUGGAAUGUAGAACUCUAAUGAUGAAUUCGGGAAAGCAACCGGACAUUCGGACCAAGUUCAGAUGAUGACUCAAGGGUAUGCCAGGCCCCGAGCACACUAUUGAGGAGAAUACAACUCAAACGGGGACCGAAAGCCAAGCCGAGAAGCAUCCAGGGCAAAAGGAGAAGGCAAGGCCCAAGGCAGCUAUGAGCGCUCGGGCCAAGCCAUCCGAGUGCUCAAAGGGCACCGCAGCCCUUUCCCCGCGCGCGCAAAGACCAGCAUCCUGACAAGCUCCGAGCACUAGGAGGAUGCCCUUCGAGCGGUAGCAUGACAACCCCCGAACACCCUAUUCCCAGUCGAGCGCUCCAAAUUGCACUCCAGCGGCCAACUUCUAAUACCGAGUGCUCGGACCCCUACCUACGAGCGCUCGGACCUGCUUCUGACUACCAGGUUUGUUGACUUUAAAAAGUCACUUUUAGCCUAUGUUUUGGGGGAAUCUUGUCUUCUUGUCUGCAGAUGAAGGGACACGAAUUGGGAGCCCAUAAUUCUGAUAUGAGGUAGCUACAAUAGGGGAGAAUAUAUUCUCUUAAAUAAAAAAAUCAUGGACUAUUCUAGAUCUUGGUCUUAGAUAGCUAGAGAGAGAAAGAUUGGGAGUAGAAGACAAGGGCAUAGAUGGAGCUCGGGAAGAAUAGGAUUUUAGCUCCAAUGGAGGCUUCCACCUUGCCUAUGAGCAGCUAAUUCUUCCCCUGGGGGGCUGAUGUAGCCCAUUCCAAGUAACUAUGGCUUAAUUUGUAUCUAUACUUUGGGGAAAUUUCUGUUUUGUGUAACAAGUUAUGUAGCUUUGAGGAUUACAUUUGUAGAACUCUUGUAAUUAAUCUUAAUGUUAAUAUUCAUUCUUGAUGAUGUAUGUUUCUUGUCUUGGAAUAAAUUCUGUCUAGAUUUGAACUUUAAACCAUUCCUAU